GCUCCAGCGCCUCGCGCCGGGGCCGUUAGUCAGCAGAACGCGAGCUCGGGCCGAGGAGCAGGGCCGGUGCGAGAAGAUGAAUAACCUUUCCUUUAGUGAGCUAUGUUGCCUCUUCUGCUGUCCACCUUGUCCAGGGAAAAUCGCUUCAAAAUUAGCAUUUUUGCCACCUGAUCCGACCUACACUCUGAUGUGUGAUGAAAGUGGAAGCCGCUGGACUUUGCAUCUCUCGGAACGUGCAGACUGGCAGUACUCUUCUAGAGAAAAAGACGCCAUUGAGUGUUUCAUGACUAGAACCAGUAAAGGCAACCGAAUUGCCUGCAUGUUUGUGCGUUGCUCGCCCAAUGCUAAAUACACUUUACUCUUCUCACAUGGGAAUGCUGUUGAUCUUGGUCAGAUGAGCAGCUUCUACAUAGGACUGGGAUCACGGAUCAAUUGUAAUAUAUUCUCAUACGAUUAUUCUGGAUAUGGUGCAAGUUCUGGGAAACCAACAGAGAAGAACCUCUAUGCGGACAUUGAAGCUGCUUGGCUUGCUCUUAGGACAAGAUAUGGCAUUCGUCCUGAAAAUGUGAUUAUAUAUGGCCAGAGUAUAGGGACAGUCCCAUCAGUGGACCUUGCUGCUCGGUAUGAGAGUGCUGCUGUUAUUCUUCAUUCUCCUUUGACCUCGGGAAUGCGAGUUGCUUUUCCUGAUACCAAGAAAACCUACUGUUUUGACGCGUUCCCAAACAUUGACAAAAUCUCUAAGAUCACCUCUCCAGUAUUGAUCAUUCAUGGGACUGAAGAUGAAGUCAUUGACUUUUCUCACGGCCUUGCGUUGUUUGAGCGCUGCCAAAGACCCGUGGAGCCUCUGUGGGUCGAAGGAGCUGGCCACAAUGAUGUGGAACUCUAUGGACAGUAUCUUGAAAGAUUAAAACAGUUUGUAUCACAGGAACUGGUAAAUUUGUAAAAUAUUCUGUAAAUUGCAUACCGGGUUUUCUUUUCUUACUGAGCUACACUCCUUGGUAAAUGACAUACAACCUGAAGGUUUUGUUUACAAAUCAUGUCAGUUGCCUUCAUAAAUGUACAGGUAAUGAUUUGUUAACAGACUUAAUGAAGGUUUUAAUUACCAGAAACUGGAAAUAACAGUAUCAUGCCAAGUCAGGCUGUGUAAUUUAUAUUUUUUCUGUGAAUUUUUUUUUAAGCAUCAAGAUGAGUACUGUAUGAAAUUUUAAUUCUAUAAAAAUCAAAUGCUGUAAAAGUAUUGCCAAAUGCUUUUGCAUAUCAAAUACAAAUUUAUAAGUAUUUUUAAAAACAUCUCAAUGUUCUAAAUCUUAUCCUGGUAUAAAAUGUAAUAUCCUUCUUUUAAAGAUGAAAAACACUGUAUAUCAAAAUGCAAGUACUCAACAUGGAAUAAACUGUAAAAACCAGUAGGGGAAACAUAAGAGUUCACUGGAGUGGACCUCAACCCUGUUGUGCAGGGAUGGAGGUUUAAACAGUUAUCUUAUUGUAAAAUACAUCCAAUUUUCUGUAUUCUCUGGUUAUCAAACAUUUUAUCCUUAACAACAACAACAAAAUAAGUCUUAAUUGUUACACCAUCAGUUUACCAACUAGCUACCUAUGUUGUAAAUGAGAGAUCAUAGUAGCACUGAAUUUUAACCCUUUUGAUUUUAGACGUUUGGUACUGUGAGGCAACGACUUAAAUUGUUCAUUCUGGUUAUCUAAGAGGUAUUCAGAGCUCUAAGAAUGCUUCUGUAUGCACUGUUGUUGUACACCUUGACUGACCCAGGGGAACUGCGGUUCUCAGAAGCCUGAGAGUCCAUUAGUUCUUCAGGACCACAAACAGACUGCUGGUUUGGCCCCUUUUCAAGUUCACUUUGAAUCUUUUAAGAGUGGGACUGAUUGUUUUGGAUGACUGAGAAUUUCAUGGAUCCUCACCCAGAUAUAGAAGAUGACAAAACAUUUAAUUCAUACUUUUAUAUUAACCAAUAUAGUAAAAAAAAUAAAGCUCACACACACAGACUAAGUUGCCUUUCUUUAAAUGAAUCCUGCCUGAAUAAAACAAUGAAAGAAAAAUAAAAUUAAUGGUAUGUAGUCUAAUUUGUAAAUGAAUGAAUAUUGAAAUAAUACACACUGUGGAUAUAUUUUAAGGCCUUAUGUAGUUUUAAUUGAUCUGCUUGUUCUGUGGUUAUGUCUAAGACUAUAGUAGAUUUUCUUCAAAGUAUAUCAAGUAUUGUGAAUGCUUUGGUUCAGAUGUGUCUAAUUAACAGUAAAACAAAAGUAUAUCACUCA
Messenger RNA from Echinops telfairi (small Madagascar hedgehog), 2265 nucleotides. RefSeq names its product abhydrolase domain containing 17B, depalmitoylase (gene ABHD17B). Gene Ontology annotation, biological process: protein depalmitoylation. The record is from RefSeq and is a predicted model, not a curated record. Gene Ontology annotation, cellular component: plasma membrane; endosome membrane. NCBI's taxonomy places the organism in Eukaryota, Metazoa, Chordata, Mammalia, Afrosoricida, Tenrecidae. Gene Ontology annotation, molecular function: palmitoyl-(protein) hydrolase activity. The coding region runs from base 77 to 943 and encodes 288 amino acids. The transcript has 4 exons.